Anoplopoma fimbria (sablefish) is the source of this 642-nucleotide messenger RNA. It is a transcript of the gene cldn7a, whose product is annotated as claudin 7a. Gene Ontology annotation, biological process: cell adhesion; bicellular tight junction assembly. Bases 1 to 642 code for a protein of 213 amino acids. The record is from RefSeq and is a predicted model, not a curated record. The transcript is spliced from 4 exons. Gene Ontology annotation, cellular component: bicellular tight junction; plasma membrane. NCBI's taxonomy places the organism in Eukaryota, Metazoa, Chordata, Actinopteri, Perciformes, Anoplopomatidae. Gene Ontology annotation, molecular function: structural molecule activity.
AUGGCGAACUCCGGUAUUCAGCUGUUGGGAUUUUUCCUCUCGUUAAUUGGCAUCGUUGGACUGAUCAUCGGGACCAUUCUGCCGCAGUGGAAGAUGUCAGCGUACAUCGGGGACAACAUCAUCACAGCCGUGGCAAUGUACCAGGGACUGUGGAUGUCGUGCGCCUUCCAGAGUACCGGGCAGCUCCAGUGUAAAAUCUACGACUCCAUUCUGCAGCUCGACAGUUCACUUCAGGCCACCCGUGCCUUGAUGAUAGUUGGCAUCAUUGUGUCCGUCGCAGGUCUGGGUGUGGCCUGCAUGGGAAUGAAGUGCACCACCUGCGGAGGGAACGAGAAGCUGCGCAAGUCCCGCAUCGCCAUGACAGGAGGCAUCAUCCUGCUAGUGGGAGGGCUGUGUGCCAUCGUGGCGUGCUCUUGGUUUGCUCAUAAUGUGAUCCGGGCUUUCUAUAAUCCCUACACUCCAGUCAACACCAAGUUUGAGUUUGGUGCUGCCAUCUUCAUCGCCUGGGGCGGCUCCCUCCUGGAUGUCCUGGGCGGAGCCAUGCUGGCUGCUUCCUGUCCACGAAAGAAACAAGUGUCCAAGUACCCGUCCAUGGCCAGUUCCCGCUCUGGUCCGCCGAGCAGCACUAAAGAAUAUGUCUGA